Molecule: messenger RNA, 3559 nt
Organism: Scleropages formosus (Asian bonytongue)
Lineage: Eukaryota; Metazoa; Chordata; Actinopteri; Osteoglossiformes; Osteoglossidae
Gene: etaa1a
Product: ETAA1 activator of ATR kinase a
Exons: 6
Coding region: 183-2528 (781 amino acids)
Biological process (GO): DNA damage response; positive regulation of protein serine/threonine kinase activity; replication fork processing
Cellular component (GO): nuclear replication fork
Molecular function (GO): protein serine/threonine kinase activator activity
Source: RefSeq, a predicted model, not a curated record
UAUAGAAUCACAGCUUAUGGCCGACAUGGAGGCUGUUCUAGACAGAUUCACAACAUUGGGAGCGCAGUGUCAUUAGAUAUUUUGUUCUUAGUUCAUUUUUGUCUUCGUAACAAAAUGAAAGCUUCGCUAGCCAUAAAAAUGGCCUUUUCGAUCAUAGCAGAAGGAUAAAGCCUAUUGCAGCUAUGAGUGCACAGGGGCAGCGGUGCGCGUCUCCUCCUGGUCCCACACGGAGGCCGCGUAAACAACAAGUGAGUGAAAAUAAAGGGAAAUGUCAGAAACUAAGUAGGAGUUCUAGACAAACGCAGCAGUCGCCCUCUCUCGAGUCCUCAUAUCACUGUGAAGCAGAUUUUAAGACUCCCAAAAGGCAUGCAGGGAUCAAGCUUAAUGGAUUGAAUAAUGCUGACUCUCCAAAUAAUGAUUCGGAAUUGUUGCAGGAUAUUAUAUGGGAUCCAACCUCACCUACACCUCUUAAAAAUGGAAAAGAUCCCACAAAAUUGUCCAAAAAUGCAAGAAUUGUGGACAUUUCAGAAAUUGUCAAUCGAAUAGCUCCAAAGUACUUAUCUGAAAUAAUAUUUUCUAAGAAUGAAAGACCAUGUGUUCCUGAAUCGAAUUUACUCCAGUGGAUUGGAGAUAGUGCUAUCCCUUGCACCCCAGAGGUGAGGCAUCGUAGAACCAGAAAGCCCACAAGGCAAAAUUGUGUUGAAGAUCUUAAAAAGCUGGCUAUGCAGUUUGAUAUCAAUAUGAUUCAGCAAGAUAAAGAGCAAGUCAAGCAUGCUACAAUGCAGGGAACAGAAGGUGCGGGAGAUCUGAACAAUUGUGGUGUAAUCCUUCCCGUGUCUCUAACCGACCUUGAAGGCACAAGCAAGGAGGCCAAUAUAAACAUCCAAAACACUAAUACAAACAAAAUGUUACAUCAAAAAUCGACAGUGUUUGAAAUGGACGACAACUUGGAUGCUCUUUUUGAUGGACCAACCCAACCCAUCAGCGGACGGUUGAGUCCAAGUACACCUGUGCAGUCCCAGGACACAAAGAUUGCCACAGUAACAUUAAGUUCUGAUGUUUCUGCUGGAGAAACAGCCAAGUCAAUUCCCAGUAACACUUCCACUGCCUUAUCUGGAAAUGUAAACAAACAUGAUGACCUUUCAAAGACCCUUGCAGCAAAUCCUGACUUUGAGGAUGACUGGGAUGAUGACUUACUUGACGACUCCUUUGUGCUUGAGUUGACUCUGAACCCGGACCUCAUUGCUGCUCCUAUGCACUGUUCAACACAGAUAAGCGCGAAUGCAAACAAGGAUGUUGUUGCUAAGGCAACCCAUCCCUCAACGACUAGCACCGUAACAGGUCACGGACAGCGUAGACCAGACGGCCACCUGGUUGAUGGUUCUGUGGUAGUGUGUAAAGGGAAAAAUGAGAAAUCCAAACACCGAAGCACUUUCAGACUGGAGGCAAAUCCCCAUUUCCAGGCCAAAGGCACUCUUUCUGAACACUUGCCAAGGCACAGCUGCAGCAGAGUACUUGAAGAACAUGCACAAAGCCAUUGUAGUUCUGCCGGUGGGGUAUCUUGUGUGGCACCUGAACACCAAUGCGAUAAGGUGAAACAACAUACUUGUAAUGUACUGCAAGAACACACAACACAGAAACUGUUUGGUAAGGAAUCAUCAUCAGCUGUGAGCAAUUCCUGCUCUAUGUCACUGGCUCUGAACCAUGGCUGUAAGGACUCAAAAGGUAAUCAUGAUGAAAAGAAGAAGGAGGAAAAUGAAGGGAUAAAAGUCUAUAAAGAGGUGUCAGAUGAAGAUCUGGAUUCAUUUUUUGCUGCCGACUCCCUGUGGGACAAUGGGGAUGAUGAUGACCUGCUCUGCCAGCUGUGUGAAGAUGUGGAGAGGUUUUCAGAGUGCCAGGCACAAGCUAGUGCCACAACAGUGUCACCUUGUGAGGAACAAAAUAAACUAAAGACUGUCCCACCAUCAGUUCCUCAUCCCAGUGACUAUGACACAGGAAGAAGUAACCAAAAGCAGUUGACAAAUGUCACACAACUUAAGCCGAACUUAAGUUCUGAACCUGGAAGUGGCCGAAAUUUUUCAACAGUUAAUGUGCCACUUUCCUGCAGCAUUCAGACUUUGGGUAAAAUGACCACAUCUAUCCCAAAUCAGAAAAGCGCAACAUCAAACUUACAUUGCAUGCCAGCAAUUAUAUCACAUGAGACUUCGGUCAGUGUGAGAGGACCGUAUAAAUAUACACAGGUAAGGAGUACCUCCGUGACAGGAACGUCAGCCUGUAGAUCUGCAGCCAGGCAUGACAGUGAGAAAAAGACUUCAUCACUGGUAUCAUCUGGGAAUGCUCUGGAGAACCGCCAUACCUCCUUCAAAAGGCAUCUCUCUGACCCCGUGGCUCCAACUAACAAAGUUUUUGUUCCCUGUCAAACCACUGCAAAGUGUACUGAAGCAGAGAUUGAAAGGAAGAAGCAGCAGGCGAUGGCCCGAAGGAGGCUUAGGAUGCAGGCAGCUCAGAAACUUGGGGCUCCAACAUGAGCAAUAUUAGUACAUUUCUUUUGAUAUUGUUGAUGGUGACUGAGUUAAUCUGGGAUCUCUGAUGGUAAACAGGCUGUAUUAUUUUAAUAAGUGAAGCCUCGGUUACAUGAGCCACUAACCUCAUGAAGCUGGACAGUACAGAGGUUUGCAGACACUUUAUGCUAAAUGGUUUAAAAAUAAUUUGCACAUGAACUGGCUCUUAGAAAACACACCAUUAAAAAAAAAAGUUCAGUAUUUUCAAGGAUUAAGAAAUCGAAGUACAAAGUAUACAUUCUACGGUUCUUUUGCAGUUCAUAUCAGAUCAUUAUGUUUGUCAUAUUGCUAAUCCUUUAUGUUUUAAACCAGACGUAGCUGUUACUGUCAAAAGCAGGGUGAGAAGUUGUUCUUGGACGGCUUAAACCACUCAACCAAUAUUUCCCACGCCUUAGACUAUGUUGAUUUUUAAAAACUGAAAACGUCCACAUUGUUGCAUUAAAUCCAUUUCAUCACAGACCAUCAAACUUAUUUUUCUCUGGCUCAAAAUACAGAACUUAAAAGUGUUUGCAACAGCAUCAACAUGUAGGUGCUGCAAAUUAUGUGUCGACAGCAUGGAUGUAAAAAAUUCACUCCUAGGGAAUUCAAAAUGUAUUUUUCCUUAUCCAGUUAAAUCAGGAAACUCUUAUGUGAAACUUAAAAUUCACUCCUUUUAGAGAUUCCCAUUUCAUUUUAUUGGGGUUAGCAUUUUCUGCUUCUGAAUGAUCUGGUAUGAUGCUGUCCUGUUGAUCUUGGAAGGAUACAGACAUUUUGUGUGCUCACCUUGUAAAUGUCCUCAGUCAUUCCAUUCCAUUAGAGAUGGAAAUACAACAUUUCUUUCUCCUUUCAUAAUGAGUCAUUUUACGAUUUACAUUCCUCUAGGUUAAAAUGCACUUCCCUGUACAGUUAUCCCUGUGGUCUUUGUUUUUUGUGAUAUUUUUGAUAAAGUACAAAUAUAGUAAUAUCUCAGUAAUUGAAUGCAACAAAGUAUUUUUUUUUCCUGAGCAGAUCCACCUUAG